CUAUAAAAAUCACCCGCUCUUUGACCCACACUACUCUUCUGCUUCUUCCACACAUUAGGGUUUCGAAAACCCUUUCUCCUCCGCCUCUUUCCUUCUUCAACCGAAUCUGAGCCCUAAAACAAUGGCGGAAGAAGCACAGUACGCAGCAGCCGAAGCGGGUAACAACAAGAGGAAGUACGAGGAUCAAACGACACCGCCGCCCGGCCCAAGGAGGCCCACUGGAUUUUCUGCCCCGAUCUCUUCCGUAUCUCCUCCUGAUGGUGCUCCUCCUCCUUCUUCUUACAAUAGCGUGCCGCCGCCUAUGGAUGAUUUUCAGUUGGCUAAGCAAAAGGCUCAGGAGAUUGCUGCUCGGCUCUUAAAUAGUGCUGAAGCUAAAAAGCCUAGAGUUGAUAAUAAUGGUUCUGGUGCUGGUGCCGGUGGAUUUGAUUCAUAUGAACGUAAGGACAAGCCGAUCGUUACUCCUUCGGUGACAAGUUCAUAUGGUUAUCCGGGGCAAAGCAAGAAGAUUGAAAUACCAAAUGGCAGAGUUGGUGUAAUUAUAGGCAAAGGUGGGGAGACUAUCAAGUAUCUUCAACUCCAGUCUGGAGCCAAGAUUCAGGUUACUAGAGACAUGGAUGCUGAUCCGAAUUCUCCAAAUAGAGCCGUUGAACUCAUGGGUACUCCAGACCAAAUAGCUAAAGCUGAGCAGUUAAUUACUGAGGUUCUUUCUGAGGCCGAUUCAGGUGGUUCUGGUCUAGUUAACCGGAGGUUACCUGGACAGCAAUCUGGAGGAGAACAAUUUUCGAUGAAAGUCCCUAACAACAAGGUUGGUCUUGUUAUUGGUAAAGGAGGUGAAACCAUAAAAAAUAUGCAAGCAAGAACGGGAGCUCGUAUUCAGGUGAUUCCUUUGCACUUGCCUCCUGGUGAUACCUCACAAGAGAGGACAGUACAAAUUGAUGGGUCAAGUGAACAGAUUGAGGCUGCAAAGCAGCUGGUGUAUGAAGUGAUUAGUGAGAAUCGUGCUAGGAAUCCAGGAAUGGGUGGAGGAUAUCAACAAGGUUAUCAGGCUCGACCUCCUACAAGCUGGGCCCCUCCUGGUGCCCCAAUGCAGCAACCUGGCUAUGGAUAUGUUCAGCCUGGCGCAUACCCUGGUCCAUCCCCCCAAUAUAACACAUCUCAACAACCUUACCCUGGCUACCCUCCUCAACCUGCCUCUGCUGGAUAUGCCUCUGGCUGGGAUCAGACUGCUGCCCAAAAUCAACAAUCUCAGGGAGUUGGUUAUGAUUACUACAACCAGCAGGCCCCACCACAGCAGCAACAAACUCCUGGAGGCACAGCUGCUUCAACUGAUAAUAGUGCCUAUGGUUACAACCAGCAAUCAGCCUCGGGUUACAGCCAAGGACAAGCUUAUUCCCAAGAUGGCUAUGGUGGAUAUCAUGCACCUGCACCUCAAUCUGGUUAUCAGGGCACUGGUUAUGAGCAGCAACAGGGUUAUAGCUCUGCAGCUGGUUAUGGGAAUGCCUCAAACCCAACAUCAGAUGGCCAGAAUUCUUCAUAUGGUACACAAGGCGAUGGGAGUCAAGCACCUCCACCAGUUCAGUCAUCAGCCACGGGCCAACAAGGUAGUUACCCAUCUCAGGGCUCUACUCAGGCAGGCUAUGGGAUGCCACCAACUUCUCAAGGUUGGUAUGGGACACCGCCACCUGCAGGCUAUGCUGCGAGCUAUGGGGCCCCACAGACUCAAAAGCCUUCUCCUAGUCAGCCAGCUUAUGGUCAGCCACAGCAGUCUCCUAGCGCGCAAGGUGGUUAUGCCCAGCCUCCCCCAGCACAGCCUGGGUAUCCACAACCAGCUGCUCAAUCAGGCUAUGCUCAGCCUGAUUCUGGCACUCAGCGACCUCCUGCUUCUGGCUAUGGUGCUCCAACAGCUCAGCCUGGUUAUGGUGCCCCACCUUAUGGGGCUCCACCUAGUUAUGGCCAGCAGCAGCCACCACCUUACAACAGUGCCUAUGCUGGUGGUUACGCCCAGCCUCCAGCGUAUGCUUCUGAUGGCACAACUCCUGUGUCCCAGUCUGUUCAGCCUAGUGGUGGGGUUGCAAAAGCAUCACCUCAAAGUUAAUGUGAGUCAACUUUGUGAGGUUGAGUGGAUCUGUUAAAAGAUAUUUCAUAUUUUUGUUGCUUAGGUGUCUUUAGGUCUUGUAGUGUAUCAAGGCACUGUUUUAAACCUUAGCUUUUGACCCGAAUAUCUGAGCUGCAUAUUGUUUUCCUUGUUAUAUUUGCAAUUGGUUGGAUUUUUUUCAAUUAAAGUUCUUAGUGGUUGGAGUUUAUCA
Messenger RNA from Nicotiana tabacum (common tobacco), 2306 nucleotides. RefSeq lists its product as uncharacterized. Lineage: Eukaryota; Viridiplantae; Streptophyta; Magnoliopsida; Solanales; Solanaceae. The record is from RefSeq and is a predicted model, not a curated record. Gene Ontology annotation, molecular function: RNA binding.